AUGGUCUCGUCUCUGCAGGAAUUCCACUGCAAAAAGCAAGCUGUCCUUGAUGCUGGGGGUCACCAUGGAACCAAAGGAAACAUUCUCAAUCAUUUUCAAAUUCCUAAACUUAAGCUAUUUCAGCACUUUGCGUCAUCUAUCAAGAGCAUGGGCUCUCUUUUGCAGUACACCGCCGAUGUCACUGAGAGGCUAUUGCUCACGCACUGCAAACGGCUGUUUCUUGCCACAAAUCACAAGGAUUAUGGGGAACAAAUGGUUUGUGUAUGGGGAACAAAUGGUUUGUGCACUCAAUACGCUCGAAAUGAGUCGUUUAUUCCACCUCCAUUCGGUUCUGCGAGAACAUGGGGCCAGUCUGAAGUCAGCCCAGAGAACGCCUGGCUACAUCAUAUCUUACCAAGUGAGAAGCCUAUGCAUGGACCACGUCCUAUACGCAAUCAUUUCCUGAAAGGUAUUCUUUCAGAUGACUCAACUUGCACAUUCCAUGUAAAUGUUUCAGCUAGCAUACCUAUCAUCUCAGUGGACAAUGCUGCACAUCAAUUUGGCCUCGAUGAUUUGCGCCCUGCCCUGGCUGAUGUAAGAUUCCUAUACCCUAUGCCGAGUUAA
Serpula lacrymans var. lacrymans S7.9 is the source of this 603-nucleotide messenger RNA. RefSeq lists its product as uncharacterized. The coding region runs from base 1 to 603 and encodes 200 amino acids. The record is from RefSeq and is a predicted model, not a curated record. The transcript has 2 exons. Lineage: Eukaryota; Fungi; Basidiomycota; Agaricomycetes; Boletales; Serpulaceae.